AUGGUAUUUUAUCGUUAUCUAAUAUUUCUUUCUUUCUUUCUUUCUUUCUUUCUUUCUUACUCUAUGUCUCUCGUUUUAUCGCCGUCAAUUUAUUUUUAUUUUUCUUAUCUCCGCUCGCUCACCAUAUUUCUCUCUCUUAUUUUAAAUCUGUCUCUUUCUCAUUCUUUCUCUCCAUUUUCUCUGUAUUACUCUUUGUGUUUCUCACUUUCUUACUGUCACUCGUUCUCUCUUCUUCAAUCAUUUUUCUGCUUCUCUUUCUCCCACUCACUUUCUCACUGUCAAUCUAUCUUACUCUCUCUCUCUCUCUCAUUACGUGUAUUUCGACAUUUUCUCUUUCACUCAUUUUCUCUCUCAACGUUUCUCUUUUUCUAUCUUUCUUUUUUAUUCUAUCUCUUACCGCCUGUCUCUCUCUCUCUCUCUCUUCCUGUCUUUCUCACGUUCUCUAGUUCACUAUCACGUUUUCCUACUUUCUCUCUUAUUGCUUGUCUCAUUCUUUCCCCCUUUCUUUCACGCAUUCAAUCUUUCUCUUUUCGUUUCUUUUACACGUUCCGUUUUUCUUAA
Acanthosepion pharaonis is the source of this 561-nucleotide messenger RNA. The record is from the annotation of a GenBank genome assembly. NCBI's taxonomy places the organism in Eukaryota, Metazoa, Mollusca, Cephalopoda, Sepiida, Sepiidae.